This is a messenger RNA of Epithele typhae, 1242 nucleotides long. RefSeq lists its product as uncharacterized. The coding region runs from base 1 to 1242 and encodes 413 amino acids. Lineage: Eukaryota; Fungi; Basidiomycota; Agaricomycetes; Polyporales; Epitheliaceae. The transcript has 2 exons. The record is from RefSeq and is a predicted model, not a curated record.
AUGUCCUACAACCCGCACCACUUCUCCAACGCGCCGCGCGGGCAGCAACGCAUAUGUUCGCUUCUCAACCAGACCGAGGAGUACCCACCGGCUCCCCCCGCGAUCGACCCAAACACCCUCCCCCUUCCCCCUUACACUCCGCCUUUCCAACCACCACUCCUCCGCGCGGUCGACCUUCCGGAUGUCACUCCCACCCUCGUGCCUUCUGCACUCCCGGACCUGCGCGCUGCACCCCGCGCGCACAGCCAUGACUUCCAAGGACCCGUCCCAGGCAAUACCACUCCCCGUGCUCCGGGCUAUGCCUUUGCACCCGCGCGCGAUCAAGAACGCCCUGGCUCCGCCGUGCGGUCCCGCCCUCUCCCCGCCAUUCCCUCUGCCCUCUCCGCUCAAGUCGCCGCCCCCGCUCCCCAGGGCACCGAGGACGCCGGCGCUCGUUCCCGCGCCGGCGCCGGGCUCGCAGCGGGGCUCGCAGCUCUCACCAUCACCCCUCGCGCAUCCCACGCCCCUGCCACCGCCCAUGACCAAUCCCGCGUCCCGCCCCCCGUCCCCCGCCCCGACACAUCCGCGCGUCGGAGCUCGCCCACGAACGCCGAGCGCGCGGACACGCCGACGAGCGUCCGCAGCGGGCACCGGUCGUCCGGGUCUGCGGACUCCACCAACUCCCUCUUCGGCGUGGGGCAGGGGAGGGUGUCCGACGGGACGCCUCCGACGUCACCCGAGGAUCCCGAAUUCAAGGCUGCGGACGAUGUCGGGCCCGUGCUCGUCGACCUCCUGCGCUACUUCGCCGACUACCACACCUGGGACCUCCGCACGUCCAAGGAGCCUCCCACCACAAUUCCGCUCGACGCGUCCGCGUUCACCAGCCACGGUCGCUCGGAGCUCAAGCUGAUGUUCAACCCGCUGUGGACGUUGGCGACGCGGGGCGCGGACGAGCAAGGCGGGCCGACGUUCUCCUGCACCGUGCGGCGCGAGGACAGAGCACCGCUCAUGGUGCGCGACGUCCUCGGCGCGAUCGGGCGGAAGAUGUACAAGAGCACGCAGUGGCUCACGGUGGACGAUCCGAACGGGAGCUGGCGCUACGAGCGUGCGGUCAAGGAGCGACGGUAUCGGCUGGGCGGCGACGGGGACACGAUGGUCAACGUCGACUGGUACCCCAGGCGCGAGAGCGUGCUCCUUGAGCUGCACCCGACGGACGAUGUGGAUGAGGUGUUGGUUAUCUUGGGGGACCCGUCGCAGAACUGA